Grosmannia clavigera kw1407 is the source of this 1071-nucleotide messenger RNA. Its product is annotated as alcohol dehydrogenase. Bases 1 to 1071 code for a protein of 356 amino acids. Lineage: Eukaryota; Fungi; Ascomycota; Sordariomycetes; Ophiostomatales; Ophiostomataceae. The transcript has 2 exons. The record is from RefSeq and is a predicted model, not a curated record. Gene Ontology annotation, molecular function: oxidoreductase activity, acting on the CH-CH group of donors, NAD or NADP as acceptor.
AUGAGCCGCGAGAUCACGACUGUGGUGCUGGCCGAGCGGCCCAAGACCGUCGUCGUGCCGGGCGAGACGUUCCGGGUCGAGAAGGUGGCCGCACCGACCGAGGCCGACCUCAAGGACGGCCAGCUGCUGCUGGAGACGCUCUACGUCAGCCUGGACCCGGCCAUGCGCGGCUGGCUCAGCACAGAGCGGUCGUACAUCCCGCCCGUGGCCAUCGGCGCCAUCAUGCGCGCCGGCGCCAUCUGCCGCGUGCUGGCAACGCGCUCGGCCAAGGCGGCCGUCGGCGACAUCGUCACAUCCUUUUCCGGCUGGACCGAAGUGGCCGUGGCCGAGGAGGCGACGGUGAACAACCUGUUUGCGGCGCUGCCAGCUGAAGCCCGCAGCCAGCUCAGCAUGACCGACCUGAUGGGCACUCUCGGCAUGACCGGCCUGACCGCCUACUUUGGGCUCGACAAGAUCGCCGGCCCCUUCAAGCCGACCGACACCGUGGUCGUGUCCGGAGCCGCCGGCGCCACCGGCAGCAUCGUUGCCCAGAUCGCUAAGCUCAAGGGUGCCAAGCGCGUCAUCGGCAUCGCCGGCUCCGAAGAAAAGGUCCGCUGGCUCGAGGACGACCUCAAGCUCGACGUCGGCCUCAACUACAAGGACCCCGACUUUGCCAAGAAGCUCCGAGACGCCGUCCCCGACUUUAUCGACGUCUACUGGGACAAUGUCGGCGGCGAGAUCCUCGACUUGGCCCUCAGUCUGGCUGCUCCUCACUCCCGCUACGUCAUGUGCGGCGGCAUUAGCCAGUACAACUCUGGCAAUGUCCAGGGCCCCAAGAACAUCCUCAAGGUCGUUACUCAGCGCAUCAAGCUACAGGGCUUCAUCGUCAUGGACUACGCCACCGAGUACGAGAGGGCGCUCAAGGACCUCGCCCAGUGGCUGCUCGAGGGCAAGCUUAAGCGGUCCGAGACCAUCCUUACCGGCGGCCUUGAGGUGGCCGACCGGGCCCUGCUGGACCUGUUUGAGGGCAAGAACAAGGGCAAGCUUCUCCUCGAGGUCAAGAACCCCAAGGACGAGGCGGCGAGGUUGUAA